Messenger RNA from Mycotypha africana, 1521 nucleotides. RefSeq lists its product as uncharacterized. The transcript is spliced from 3 exons. Gene Ontology annotation, molecular function: N-acetylglucosamine-6-phosphate deacetylase activity. Lineage: Eukaryota; Fungi; Mucoromycota; Mucoromycetes; Mucorales; Mycotyphaceae. The record is from RefSeq and is a predicted model, not a curated record. Gene Ontology annotation, biological process: N-acetylglucosamine catabolic process. Bases 1 to 1302 code for a protein of 433 amino acids.
AUGGCUACCAGUGCUAGUGACAAGAUUUACAAGAUCAUCAAUGCCAGACUCUUGAUCGACCACAAGAUUGUUGAGAAUUCCUAUUUAUGGUUCCAAAACGGAAAGAUUAUUCAUCCUCAAAACCUUUUCUUCAAUGAAAUGCGUGAUGCCGAUGAAAUUAUUGAUGCCAAGGGUCUUUUAGUUGUUCCUGGUUUCAUCGAUACUCAAAUCAAUGGUGCUUACGGUAUUGACUUUGCCGAUUAUGAAGAACCUGAGGAAGUCUUGAAGGCCAACAUUGAUAAGGUUGCUAAGGGUCUUUUAAAGUAUGGUUGUACUGCUUUCUGUCCCACCGUUGUCAGCUCUGACGCUGCUGUCUAUUCUAAGGUUCUUCCUUUGUUGAACCGUCGUAAGGGUUCUGCUAAGGGUGGUGCUGAAAUUUUAGGUGCCCAUGUUGAAGGUCCUUUCAUUUCUGAACAGAAGAAGGGUGCUCACAAGCCUCAAGUUUUAAGAACUGCCAAGAACGGUAUCAAGGAUUUCGAUGAAGCUUAUGGUCCCGAACUUAAGAAGGGUAGCGAAGCUGUCAGUAUCAUCACCCUUGCUCCCGAAAUUGAAGGUGUUUGCGACGCCAUUCCUGACCUUGUUGCACGUGGUAUUACCGUCUCCAUGGGUCACUCUUCUUGCCGUAUUGCUGAUGCCGAAAAGGCUGUUACUAAGGGUGCUAAUGAUAUCACUCACUUGUUCAAUGCUAUGCCUGCUUUCCACCAUCGUGAUCCUGGAUUGAUUGGUAUUCUCGGUGCUGCUGAUUUGCCCAUCCCUGAAAAGUCCAACAGACAUCCUUCUCCUUCUCAAACCUCACCUGAUCGUACCAAGCCUGAUCCUCGUCCUUUCUAUGGUAUCAUUUGUGAUGGUGUCCACGUUCAUCCUAACUCUGUUCGUAUUGCCUACUAUUCUCACCCCAGUGGUGCUGUUCUUGUCACUGAUACCCUUUCCGCUAUGGGUCUUCCCAAGGGUGAGUAUGUUCUCGGUGGUUGUGAAAUUGAAGUUGAUGAAAAGGGUGGUGCCUAUCUUAAGGGUACCAGAACUUUGGCCGGUAGUACUGUCACCAUUGAUGAAUGUAUCCGUAACUUCCAAAAAUUCACCAACUGUCCCUUGGUUGAAGCCCUCGAAGCUGCUACUCUCCAUCCUGCCCGUUUGUUAGGUAUUGAUAAGCAAAAGGGUACUUUGAAUGUUGGUGGUGAUGCUGAUUUGGUCUUCUUGGAUGACUCUACUGGUGAAAUCCAAGUGAAACGUGUCUUCGUUGCUGGUGAAGAAGUUGAAUUAUAAGAUGCUUCGACUCCUCUCUUCGUUCCACUCAAGGAUCUCUUCUAACGUAUCAUAUAUAUAUAUAAACCCAUCCAUCAUUGUCACAAGCGAACAUUGCAUACUACGCAUCCGUUAAACAACUCAUAUAUACUUCUCGCUUUUAUACUCUUCACUCUCUUUAAUUCUUAGAAAUAUUUUGUGAAAAAGAUAGUCCCUUUUCACCUUUUAUUUGUACUUUUA